GCAGUCGUCUUUGAAAAAUUCCGAGCUUCAAUUGUUCAAAAUAUUAGCCAAUAGUUGAAUGUCAUUUCAGUUAUGCUUCUAUAUCAGUUAAUCAAGAGCAUGUGUAUAUAUGUGAUUAAUUUAGCCUAAUUUAGAACUUGGAAAGAUAGGUUGCAUAAAAAAUGUGUUUACACUUCUUGAAGUACUUAUCGCUUUAUAAUAUAUUUGUGUUUAAUUCACAAUGAAUGUGUGUUUAAUGAAAUAAGGUUGGCAAUUCCGUAGCGGUCUGGGUGCGGUAUGUGAAUUUAGUAAAUAGAUUUGUGUUGGCAUGAAAAGAGGGCGUUGACUUGCACUACGCAAACUGAAAUCAUUCGAAGAAAUAUAUUAAAUUGGAUAAGGUGUGUAACAACGUAAUUAUAUUCAGUUGUUCAUUUAAAAAAACUGUGUGUAGUGGCUGCAACAAGUUGGUGACAAGAUGGCAGUGCUGCAGACAUGUUGGUCUCCAUGUAUUUGGAAUAAUAAUGUGAAAACUGGAAGCAGAGCUGUUGCAUUUUAUACCGCGUCAUUUAGCGUGGUCUUGAUUACAUUUAUUUCCUACAUGAUGGCUGGAGGUGAAUCUACCCAGCUGUACAGUCCACUUUUUGAAGCAGAUAUCCGUGGAUCAAUGCAGACUUGGGGUGGCAUAUUUAUAGUCUACUUCCUGCUACUCAUAGCUGUCUCCAUAUUGAUGUUGUUUGGCAUAGCAAACAGCACUCGAGGUAUGAUGAUACCAUGGCUGCUGUUUAUGGGCAUUGGAAUCCUCUUCCAGUUUGUGUUCGGACUUUGGUUGCUUGGAGGCUACUACAUAUAUCUGCAGUCAGUGUUAGCCGCAUUGAUAGACUGGAUAUGGAUGGCGUACAAUGUGUAUUGCUGGUUGUGUGUGUACUCUCAGUAUCAGGUAUUUGAAGAAAUGCAAUCCCCAAAUAUUGAACUAUUGUACCCGUAAUGUGGAUGAAACGGAUACAGUCAUACACAACCCUGACGCUGGUGUUCCGUGUUCGAAGAAGUUAAUACUCAUGAGGACUUUUUCUGAAUGAACUCUUGAACACAGAACAUUCUUACUCGAACAUAAUAAUGGUGGUGGUGCUGGGAAAUAUGGCACCAGUGUAUUCAUGGUUGAACAUGGCAACAUAGUGAAUCUCAGUAUUCAGUUAUCGUCACUGUAUUCCGUCCAGCCAAACCAAAUCAGACUGCAUUUUGUUUGGAUGCUUUUAAAGAGAGACCUUAACAAAGUAUCAUUGCUUUUAGCAUGUUCCCUUCUUCCUGUUGAAAAUGCGACAUGAUCAUAUUUGUUUGUACAGAACUUCCGAAGGUCAAUCCUGCAGCAUGCUUGUUUUACUCAAAAGGCAGUAAUUGUAGUCAUAUUUUUAAAUCACCUUGAAAUGUCAGUAUUUUGUUCACCGAGUUAUCUUUGGUGCUAGAAGCUGAUUCUCAUGUAGACAGUACCUACAGUCAUUUGCAGUGAAGGUCUUAAAUAAUACAAGUAAACACAUUUUGCUCAGUGACUUUAGAUAUUAAUUAUUGUAUAGUGCCUUGAGAUACAAGCAUGAAUUUGCUGAUUAUUUAUUGUCUGUAGCACAAUCCUGAAACAGUGUUUCACCUGUACAUCACUUGGCCAUGAAAGAGUUGACAUUCAUGUUCUUGUCAUUACUUACAUCGUAUAUGAGAAGCCUCAUUCACACUCAUUGGUUCCAAAAAGAAAAUAAGGUAAUAUUUGUAAGAUGUUUGCAUGUGUGUUUCCUAAUAAUAGUAUGUUUAAUGAAGGGGAUGAUUUUAUAAAACUGGAUAAGAAUGUAAUAUUGUUCAUAAACUCAAUGCUACAUUUUAAAUCAGUACUUUAAACGGUACUGAGCUGGGAUAGCUCAGUCAGUACUGCUAUAUGUACUGUUUGAUUCUACACAGAAACAAUUUUUCUUUUCAUUAUAUCCAUCUCAACUCUAGAACCCACCCAGCCUCUUAUUCAAUAAAUAGCUGGAGUCCUUUCACCCAGGGUUAUAGCAGUUGGUGGGUGAUGGUGUCCAUUCACAUCUGUCUAAAUCCAUGCUAAGUCGCGGUGCAGGGGGAAACCCACCCCCUCUAAUACUGAAUACUGAAUACUGAAGUCCAUGCUAAGAAUGUUUAGUGUUCUACCUCCAUUUCCCCUGUAAACUAUCAUAUCUUGUUAUUACACACAAGAACCAUAUUUAUUUUUUAGGUACCUUUAACAGUUUCAUCAUCACAAUCAUACCAACUUUCAGGUCAGGGAAUUGUCAGUACUAAGUCCUGUCAGGCCCAGGACAUGAAAGUGUGUUUUAUAAUACUCAAAUCUCUUAAAAAUAUACAGCUUUUAUAGAGGUCAUUUCUUAACAAGCCAAGUGUCUGUCAUCAUGCCUCAGUUUUCAGUUUUGCUGUUAAUACUGGAGACACUAUUUCAGCAAUUUUUGUGAAGUUGUAUAUGACGAUCAUGUUACUGGACAACUUGCCUUUUUAACUCCCUGGCACCAGUAAUACCAACAUGAUUACUAUACAUAUUUGUGUGAAGGUAUAGAAUUAGCAUAUUCACUGUAAAUCUUAAUGUUUUGUUCUGUGGUGGAUCUGAGUAAAAUAUGUAGAUUUUGUGAGGAUAAUUUUCUUUGUAAAGCAGACUGUGGUGUAAAACAUUUCAGUGUGAUAACAAUAACCAGUGAACUAUAGGGUGGCAAAACAGUGAUAUCACAAUAUAGGCAGUUCUAUCUGUGGUGGAUAUUCUGAAUUUUAUCUUUCUCUCUUCAUGGAGCACAGAAGAUAUGAGUCACUCAGCUGGAAUAGAGGUUGCCUACCUUUUGUGGAUCCAUAAGAUUCAUUCCUGUGUUCAUGAGACCUUACUGUUGGACCAUGUAGAGAUUCAUGUGAAUCCAGUGCAUGUCCUAGUGCCCUGUUUACUUUGCAUCAGUUUCAGUAGUAUGCUCCCAUUUAUACCUAGGUCUUCUGAGUUCUCCCUUCCCUUCCCUUCAUGUUUUUUUUUUUUUUUUUUU
Cryptotermes secundus is the source of this 3011-nucleotide messenger RNA. RefSeq lists its product as uncharacterized. The record is from RefSeq and is a predicted model, not a curated record. The transcript is spliced from 6 exons. Bases 455 to 964 code for a protein of 169 amino acids. Lineage: Eukaryota; Metazoa; Arthropoda; Insecta; Blattodea; Kalotermitidae.